Messenger RNA from Striga asiatica, 1619 nucleotides. Lineage: Eukaryota; Viridiplantae; Streptophyta; Magnoliopsida; Lamiales; Orobanchaceae. The record is from the annotation of a GenBank genome assembly.
GAGAAUGGCCGUUCUUUCAGGUCUGCGCCACUUCUCCUUCACGAGCGGCGGCGGAGCCAUCGACGGCGGCUGCCGGGAGCUGAUGAAGAAGCGCGCGGCGGACCCGGCGGCGCAGAAGGCGGAGGCCGACGCCGGUGAGCGGUUCGACCCGGCGGCUCCGCCGCCGUUCCGCAUCGCCGACGUCAGGGCGGCCAUCCCCCCGCACUGCUGGGUCAGGGAUCCGUGGCGGUCGCUGUCCUACGUCGCCCGCGACGCCGCCGCCGUCGCCGGGCUGAUCGUCGCCGCUGUGUGGCUAGACAGCUGGCUCUUCUGGCCGGUUUACUGGCUCGCGCAGGGCACUAUGUUCUGGGCGAUGUUCGUCCUCGGACACGACUGCGGCCAUGGGAGCUUUUCAGAAAGCACGACGCUGAACAAUGUUGUUGGGCAUAUCUUACAUUCUUUGAUUCUCGUGCCUUAUCAUGGAUGGAGAAUAAGCCACAGGACCCACCAUCAAAAUCAUGGCCACGUCGAAAACGACGAGUCCUGGGUGCCGCUGCCUGAGAAGUUGUACAAAAAGCUAGGUUACUCGACCAAAUUCUUGAGAUACAAAAUCCCAUUCCCAAUGUUUGCAUACCCGAUGUAUCUGUGGUACCGAAGUCCAGGAAAAAGUGGAUCUCAUUUUGAUCCACACAGCGACUUGUUUAAGCCACACGAGAGAAAGCUGGUGAUGACGUCAACCAUUUGUUGGGGUUUGAUGCUUGCUUUUCUCUUCUACAUCUCCACCAUUAUUGGUCCACUCUUAUUGAUCAAGCUCUAUGUUGUUCCCUACUUGAUAUUUGUGGCAUGGCUAGACACUGUCACCUACUUGCACCAUCAUGGGCACGACAGGAAGCUCCCGUGGUACCGUGGAAAGGAAUGGAGUUAUUUAAGGGGAGGACUGACGACGGUAGAUCGAGAUUACGGAAUAUUUAACGGAAUCCACCAUGAUAUUGGGACCCACGUCAUUCACCAUCUCUUUCCUCAAAUUCCACACUAUCACUUAGUUGAGGCGACAAGGGAAGCAAAGAGGGUAUUGAGGGAAUACUAUAGAGAGCCCAAGAAAUCAGGACUAAUCCCUAUUCACUUAAUCCCCAAUUUGGUGAAAAGCAUCCAAACUGACCAUUUUGUUAGCGAUCAUGGGGACGUAGUUUACUACCAAACGGAUGAUAAAAUCUUUUCUUCCCAAUAGACCCUCUAAACACCAUCAUCAUCAUCAUACCCAAUAAAAUUAAUCAAGGUUUGUUGCAAGAUUUUAGAUUAAUUGAAUUUGUAGUCCUAUCUUUAAUCAAUAUGCCUCUAGUGCCAUAUUAUUACUCGAAACACUCGUUUUUUAAGAUCAGUUUGGUAAGAUUUUGGCACUAUUUUAUGUUGUUUUGUCAUAAUUUUGUUUAGAGAAAUUCUACAUCUGCUGUUGUGUUGAGCCUUUUCUUUCUUCCAAAUUUUGGUGGACGUUUGGAUAUUGUAUUGAGACAGAUGCAGAGUUGAAUUGCUGAACUUUAUGUUUUUACACAAAUAUUUUGUUAUUUGGAGCCAUUACAUGAUUCAAACUACUUAUAUUUCUAACUCAUGUUUGGUAUUGGGUUAGGUCCGCCUAUUCUUUA